AAGCAAUUCUAAGACGAACGUGCAGAUCCACAGUCGUCUCUGACAACCAGUAGAUCAACAUUUUGCCAGAAAUCAAUUCAGCAGCUUCAGAACUAUCAUUUGAAGGUGAAGAUGAUCAGAUCAAUUGCCCUUUGUCUUGUUUUGAUGGCGGUGUCACUAUGUGCAGUCGAUGGUGCCCCAACGACCGAUAUGCCACCUUUAUGCGGGAACAAUACAAGGUGCUGCAGGAUUGAAAAAAACAACGUGACUCGCUGCAAGAAUACCCCGAGUCCAAAUAGCCAAGGUAUUGCACCUUGCCCCAAGCCCUGGUCCUGUAUUUGUGUUCCAGAAGAGCCACUGGCAUGUCCUGAACUUACAACACAGUGUCCGGAUGUUCAACAAGUCACGUGUGAUGGUACAGCUUACACCUUCACCGACAGCCAUCAAUUUGUCGCCGUCAAUUUAGCACCGUUGCGAUACUACAUCAGCUACACCGGGUGCAACGAUGUCAUUAUAUCCACAUGUAACACCGCCGACUACGACACAAAGCUGGCUCUUUUUGCCUGUGAUGCGUUGUCUAAUACUGAAUCCGGUGGGAGUCAGACAUGCAACAUCUACCAAGAGUACAGUCUGUACUAUAACGACUACGACAACAGGUGUUCUGGUUACACCUCUUUGAUUCAGAUUCCCGAAGGAGAGCUAGCCAUUGGAACGUAUGCAAUAGGUGUGUACGGGUACGACACCAGAGAAGGGACCUUUACGGUGUCUAUCACUUGUUAGAGAUUUCACGGUCGUUGAGCGCAACCAAGAAAUUGAACUGUGGGCAUGACCCGCUCGAGAAUAACUGAAUUGCCAGAGACUGCAUUUGUAUUCCAGAUUAUAUCAAGUUUAUCGUAAAGACCAAAUCACUGAAAUACUAGUAUCCAGCUGAUCGAAUGAAAAAUGAUGAAUUAUAAAAGUUGAGAUGAAGAUUAUAUCCUUACAUAAGUCAUUAAUAAAUC
This is a messenger RNA of Lingula anatina, 980 nucleotides long. RefSeq lists its product as uncharacterized. Lineage: Eukaryota; Metazoa; Brachiopoda; Lingulata; Lingulida; Lingulidae. The record is from RefSeq and is a predicted model, not a curated record.